UCAGCCCCCAAUUAGGUCCACUGAUACGGUACCCUGACGUUGCUGGCGUUUACACACACAUACCCGCACGCACACAGACACACAUAUGCACACACAUGCACAUAGACAAAUGCAAAUAGACACAUACACCACGGGUGGCGGGCGCCCCCAGCAGCAGAAGGCCUGCGCAAAAAGGUAUCACUACCCCUCGCUCCCCCAAAGCUCAAGGCACACACGCACACACGGCGGUGCCGAGGUGGCGGCGGCGGCGCAUGUGGCUGCCACUGUCGCUGCUGCUACUGCUGCUGCUACCGUAGAAAGUCAGCCUUUUACAUUUUGAGGGGUGUCCUCAGCAGGGGGGUGGUAAAGGCAUUGGCAUGCCCAGCCGCCGGGUCAUCCCCAAAAGAGAAGUGUGUGAGCGUGUGUGUUGUGUGCGCAUAUGUGGGAAACGCGGAGAAUAGACCCCAAAACGGGGAAGGGCGAAAUUUCGAUGAUGGAGAAGAGGCUUGAUCGAUGGCGGACAAGGACUGCCAACCGGGAUAAGAGAGAGAGAAUGACAGACAAAGUCAACAGCGGCUUCUCCGGGGGCCACGGGGCAAGGGUUUUGUUCAGCCGCGUGCAGGCUUGGGUUCUGUGUGUGUGUGUGUGUGUGUGUGUGUGUGUGUGUCUGGGGUUUCGGUAUCUGGUCGUCCGGCUUUGCUCUUUGGCUCUGCUUAUACGAUCUACGACGACCAGGGGGAUGGUGGUAUAUCACGAUGGGCACAGCAGUUGGCUGAAUCGUGGCAGCUUGUGCAGAGGGUUCGCUGCACGUUCCUCCCAGGAAAUAACCAGAGAGACAGGGGGGAAAGAGAGAGAGAGGAAAGAAGAGGGCGUGGUUGUUGAGACGCUUCUUCCGUGCCAGGCGGCCUGCGGGCACAAAAUUGCACCGAAUGCCGGGGACUUCUUGUCUCCGAAAGGGAACAAACUGGACUAGCUCCUCGAGAACCAGGCUACCGGAAAACAAACUAGCAAAUGGCCGCGAAAGGGUGGUGGGAUAAAGGAUGGCGGUAAUUGAGGCUGUGCG
This is a messenger RNA of Microdochium trichocladiopsis, 1042 nucleotides long. RefSeq lists its product as uncharacterized. The transcript has a single exon. Lineage: Eukaryota; Fungi; Ascomycota; Sordariomycetes; Xylariales; Microdochiaceae. The record is from RefSeq and is a predicted model, not a curated record. Bases 419 to 952 code for a protein of 177 amino acids.